UUUAGUCACCAUAACACGAUUAACUGAAAUUAACAAACAACAAUGACUUAACCAUGAGUAACAUCAAUAGUGAAUAUGUUUUAUGGUUAUUGUAUAGAAUUUUUUUUGUUAGUUAAGGAUUAAGUGGUGUAUAGUCACUGAUAAUUACUUGUAGGACAGGGACUUUUUUUCGUAUAAAUAUGCGAUUCAAUCAGGAUAUAAUUCAUUGUUUUAUAAAAUCUUACGAUGAAGUGCUAUAUAUUUUUUUUUGUGUUCUUCAUUGUUUCAUGGGGAAAUGGAGGUGCGCAGGAGUUAGGAGCCGCAGCUCGAAACGACUUGAAAGAGAAGUUACUGGCAUUCUUUGACAUGUGGCUUAAGGGAGAGUCUCGAACUGCAUUACCUCUGCCCCCUUUGGAUGUUAUUUCGAUACCAAAACUAGAGGGAAGUUUCAAGGAAAGCGGAAUCAAACUGUCCUAUGCAACAAGUGAUAUGAAGCUGACUGGUUUAAAUCAGUCCUAUAUCCAGGAGCUGGAAGCCACGGAGUCUGCCGACAAGCUGGCAGCGCGAGGGCGUCUGGUUGCUCCAUCCCUCAUGUUAUAUGCUGAAAAAUACAAAUUAGAUGGAAGCGCUUAUUUCUUUUAUCCGAUAAAAGGAGCGGGAGAAUUAUGGGCGAACUUUCACGAUUGCGUCCUCGCAUUCGACAUUCAACUUGGUACAAACGGAAAAAGGACAUGGGUCCAGGAACUUCAGUUCGAAGCAAAUCUAGGGAAAAUUGCGAUCGAAAUGUCCGGGACUUCAUACCUGAACAAAUACACUCUGAAUAGUAAAGCCCCAGGUUUGUUCGCCAAAUAUCGCAAGGACAUGGAGGCAGCUAUGACGGAGGCAGUUAUACCUUUCCUUAACUAUUAUUUAACAGACAUGUCUUUUCUACAGAUUCUAGAUCUAAUUACUGAUGCAACUAAAACGCAACCAGAAGUAAUAUUGAUAAAUUCUAUUUAAUUAUCUGAAUUCUCGGUCUUUGAAAAAAUGUAUCGAUAACAGUUUUCUUUUUCUUGAAAUGAAAAUGAAUACCUACAUCAAUGUUACCUUUAAAAUAUUAGUUUUCUUCAGUCUAUUUAUUUGUAAUGGCAAGGCACGUGCAUAUGGUACGGAAUCGUACGUGAAGUUGGCUGGUUUCAUGCUUCAUCGAUUCUGUAUGUUUAGAAAUAACCUAUAAAUUUAAGUAAUUUAUUUCAUAAUGUUAAUUUUUAAUUUAUUUUAUAAAAGAAAAUAAUAUGACCC
Molecule: messenger RNA, 1260 nt
Organism: Amyelois transitella
Lineage: Eukaryota; Metazoa; Arthropoda; Insecta; Lepidoptera; Pyralidae
Exons: 6
Coding region: 226-978 (250 amino acids)
Source: RefSeq, a predicted model, not a curated record